Aspergillus alliaceus is the source of this 3963-nucleotide messenger RNA. RefSeq names its product mannose-ethanolamine phosphotransferase GPI13. Gene Ontology annotation, molecular function: mannose-ethanolamine phosphotransferase activity. Gene Ontology annotation, cellular component: endoplasmic reticulum membrane. The transcript has 2 exons. Gene Ontology annotation, biological process: GPI anchor biosynthetic process. The record is from RefSeq and is a predicted model, not a curated record. Bases 383 to 3610 code for a protein of 1075 amino acids. Lineage: Eukaryota; Fungi; Ascomycota; Eurotiomycetes; Eurotiales; Aspergillaceae.
UCUCUCACUUGCAUGAAGAAGAGAUAGCCUAUAAUUCUUUAGUUUAAUGUUUCUAUAUAUAUCCCUGUCUGCGACUGAAUCCUUGCGGUUACCAUGCCGGCACAGUGAUCCAAUUUACUUGGAGGCCGUCCGACAGCUUUAAAAAUUUCGGACGCGAAAGAAAGACGACUAAGGGAUAGCCACUCCUUCCCCACUCCCUUCUCAAAUUCAAUGUGUCGUCCAUUUCUAAUUCCUAAAUUUUUUUGACACCCCUAUUCUUGUACCAGCUCCCCCCGACUUGUUCACCCGCAGCGAGUGGUUGCGCUGCCGUGAAAGGCAAAUUUACUCCUUGAUCGCUUUAGAUGAAUAGGACCUUGACAAAUUCGGGAACUUCUUGCCUGUGAUGGUAUCCGGAUCAAGUCAGGGGUCGGGGUCUGAUAGGCCUGACCUCAAUGGCUUGCAAACGACCGCCUCGCCCCUACGGCCCUCGGAACGCAACGAUCCUCGAAAAACCCCGGUACCAAAGGCAUUGGUAGGAAAUCCUUCUCGACCAGGAAAAGGAGGAAAUGGGCAAGAAAGUGUCGAUGAUGACUUGGAACGGGAUUUCAAACUCAAGCAUCUGGGUUCACUGGGCGUGCUUGGCUGGAUACUGUUUGUCCAUGUUGUCGGAAUAUUCUUUUUCACCAAAGGGUUUCUCCUGACUCGAAUGGUCUUGGAGAAUAAGUCGUCUUGUGAAGUUCUUCCCUUCAGAGAUACAUCGUCGCAUUCGGCGGUCGGCAAGAGAAACGAAGGGUGUUGGCACGAGAAGUCAUUCGAGAAGGCUAUUGUAAUCAUCGUAGAUGCCCUGCGGUACGAUUUCACGGUCCCAUUCGCGCCAACAACCCAGGGUGAAACUGCCCAGUUGUUCCAUGAUAAUAUUCCCAUUCUGUAUGACACCGCAGUGAACACCCCAGAGAACGCUUUCUUGCUGCCGUUCAUUGCGGAUCCACCUACCACAACGCUGCAGCGUCUCAAAGGAUUGACGACUGGAACCCUGCCAACUUUCGUGGACGCUGGCUCUAAUUUCGCUGGAACGGCAAUUGAUGAGGACAACCUAGUCGCUCAGCUACGUUCUGCAGGGAAGAAUCUGGUGCACCUCGGCGACGACACUUGGCACAGUCUCUUCCCUAAUUACUUUGAUCCCGAACUGACGCGGCCCUUUGACUCUCUUAAUGUAUGGGACUUACACACCGUUGACAAUGGCGUCAAUGAUCAUUUGUUUCCCCUCCUACAUUCGGAGAACGUCACAAAAUGGGAUGUUAUAUUUAGCCAUUACCUUGGUGUGGAUCACGCUGGCCACCGUUAUGGUCCCAACCACCCAGCCAUGGGAGCAAAAUUAAGGCAAAUGGACCAGGUCAUUCGAGAUAUCAUCGCUAAGAUUGACGAUCGCACUUUGUUAGUUGUAAUGGGCGAUCAUGGCAUGGACUCAAAAGGCGAUCAUGGAGGCGAAUCGAAUGACGAAGUAGAUGCUGCUCUAUGGAUGUAUUCAAAGAAAAAGUUCUUUGGUCGCACCAGUCCAGAGUCUGCCAUACCACCGAAGUCGGCGCGAGAACGAUCUGUUCCUCAGAUAGACCUCGUACCAACGCUGUCAUUACUUCUUGGCUUGCCGAUCCCCUUCAACAACCUUGGAUCGCCGAUCGAGGAGGCUUUCUCAGGACCUAGCGGAAAAGACUGGAAAAAUCUGGUCGCCGUCAAUCGGCUGGUGUCCGCUCAAAUCGAGAGGUAUCAGCACGAGUAUGCAAUCACGCGGGCUGCCGAUGAUGGCCAAGAAUCUCAGUCGCUUGACUUGUGGGAGACAGCGGAGAAUGCCUGGCAGAAGUCCAGCAAGUCGAACAAAGCGGCAAUGCGUUCUGUGUACCAGUCGCAUCGGGAGUACCAGCGGCACACCCUCAAUAUAUGCCGGGCAUUGUGGGCUAAAUUCGAUCUCCCGAGUAUGGUACAGGGUGUUGGUAUACUCUUUGCAGGGCUUUUAUUGCUGGUGUUUUAUGCCCGAGGUAUCAGAUCAGACCACACAGAGCUCACAACGCCGCUCCUUUCUGCGGUUGGAGUAGGUUUGGGCAUGGGUGCUGUGGUCGGCGGUUCUUUGGCCUUCAGUGGCGUGGUGGAUGUGCCAACAACAGAAUCAUCGGCUUUGUGGGCUGCCGUCGGAAGUAUACUUGGCGCUUCGUGGGUCAUCUUUGUGAAGGCUGGUCGCUUGGUGUUGCCUGUACCCAACUCAUUGUGGGGUUUGCUCGCUCUGCUGUUCACUGUGACUCAGUCGCUGGGAUUUGCUUCUAACUCGUACACCAUCUGGGAGGAUGAAAUUCUAUUAUUCUUCCUUUCCACCUUUGGUGUCGUUGCGGGCGUAUCUUCAAUGCGCCAAAGGUCAACAGCCGACAGGGUCUUGGGAGUCUACCACUCGGUCCUCUUUGUGGCCCUGGGAAGAAUCGCUUCGUUCUCCCGCCUUUGCCGUGAGGAGCAGAUGCCAUUUUGUCGCUCCACCUACUAUGCAUCCACAACAUCAUCUACCUCUGCCCCAUGGCAGCUCGCCAUUCCUUUCCUCGUGACGCUCAUUUUACCAGCGGUUGUUAAAUCUUUCUACGCCGGCUCGAAGUCAUACGAAGGGGCUGCUACCUUGUGGGUUGGAUACGGUUUUCGACUAGGAUUGCUUUUGACCUCUAUUUUCUGGAUGCUUGAAGGCGCGGAUGAUGGGGAAUGGUUCACCUUAAGCAAAGAGACCUUGAAGUCCGUUCGAGUAUUUCUCGCUCAGCUUGUUCUUGGUCUCGCUUUUGCUGCUGGCACAACAGCGUACAUAUAUUCGAAGCCAUGUGUUAGCAUUAGUGUCACACAAGGUAGUGCCAACUCCGACAGUAACACCAAGUCGCCUUCCUCCCCAGCGCAACCGGGAAGGACAACCGUCACUAUCCUGGGUUUCGGGAACAUCUACGGGACUAGGUUCUUCCUUCUUGUUGUCAAUUUUUGCUUGGCUAUUGUUCUAAUGCAAAAGCCUAUGGGCCAGGGUGCCGUGGGUUUGUUACUCUGGCAGAUCUUAUCUUUGCUUGAAAUCCUUGACACAAAUGCGUUGGUCUUGGGUAAUUCGGCUAUCGGUCCGGUUGUUCUGGCGCUUCUCGGUUCCUUUUAUUAUUUCAAGACAGGCCACCAGGCAGCUUUGAGCACUAUACAAUGGGAGGCCGCCUUUGUACCCUUAUCCUCCGUUAAAUACCCCUGGUCUCCGAUACUAGUGAUUCUUAACACUUUCGGUCCGCAAAUUCUCGCCGCCGUUGCUGUUCCUCUAACCGUUCUCUGGAAGCGGCCUUUACAACUUCAUGACCCAUCAAAGCCUGCGUCACAGCCCAAGAAUCCUGCCACUAAAAUUCUUUCGGACGUUGUACAGGCGGCAUGUACUUAUAUCCUCUACUUCGCCACCAUCAACCUCGCAACUACGAUGUGGGCUGGCCAUCUUCGCCGUCAUCUCAUGCUCUAUCGCAUCUUCUGUCCUCGCUUUAUGAUGGGUGCUGUCGCUCUCGGAGUUGUGGACAUUGUCCUCAUCUUGUUCUCUGUGGCCGGCGUACGCUGGAGCAUGCUGAGUGUUGGUGAAAUCUUUGGGUGGUAGACUGUGAGAGAACUCGAUCUUCAGUCCUACAUUGAGGCACGGUGCCCAGGGGAAGGGGUAAUAAUAAUCAGAAAUUCCCAGCCGCAAGCCUUUUGCAAUAGAGUCGCUUUGUCUGAAUCACCCACUACAUCAUGCCUUUCUCGCCACUUUGAAUGACCUCUGCGAAAACGUUGUUCCUUGUAUUUAUUAAUCUUUAGUUAUGUAUAUUCUUCUGACAAAGUUUGGAGACGGUAAAUGGAGACUGGGAAGGGGGCAAAGAAUCAUAGCUGUUCUAAUUCUUGGUUUCUGAUUCUUUAAUAUAUGACGAUAUAUUAUUGAUAUAUCGACCGAAACAAAAAACUAAUAAAACUAAG